GCAAGACGGUGGGUGUGCAAGACGGCGGGUGUGCAAGACGGCAGGUGUGCAAGACGGCGGGUGUGCAAGACGGUGAAUGUAUAAGAUAGCAGGUGAGACAUGCCGCACCCGCAACGAGCGUACCCGUAUCCAUGGGUGGUGCUACCUGUAUCCUACCCCGGUUCACUGUGGGUUGGCGUACCUCGGUGGUCCCUGCGCGGGUUUGGGCUCGUUGCCCGCGCCCGCCGCCGUCCUCCUCGCUCGCUUAGGCUUACUCGUCCCUGCUUCUUACGCGCCAUCCGCACGCCCUCCCACCUGCUCGGCGCUGUGCCCACGCCCACGGCGCGCUCGUCGGCUGCAUUUGUACGCGGGGCACUGGCCCUGUGUGCUCGUGGUCGACGUGUUCCGCACACCCCGGCCCUGUCCAUUGUCUGUCCCGUCCUGAGCUCAUGCGCGCGCGCGUUUGUUGGCCGUGUUUGCGUGCUGGGCGGUUGCCCAGCGCACACGCGGUCGGCGUGUGCUCCCGCACGCCCGCUCGUCCGCCCGCCGCCGUUCAUCGGCCGUGUCUGCACACGGGGCAUUGGCCCCUGGGUACAUGUGGUCGCCUUCCGCGUCGCGCCCCACGUCGCCGCCGCCUUCUGUGCCUACCGUUAGUGAUUUCGCUUGCGUGUGUUUGCACUCACAUGUGGUGGGCAAUUCCCCUCGCCCGUCAUGCCCAUCGUGCGAUACAUCGCCGCGUCGCAUACUCGCCUUUUUGCUCGUCCGGGGCCCGCGCGCGCAGUGCGCUUGUUGGCCGUGUUUGCAUCCGGGGCAGUCGCCCUAUGUGCGCCGUCCGCCUUCUAAGGUAUCCGCUCACUCGCUUGGCUGCUCGUCGUCUUGCCCGUCUACUUGCCCGCCGUCUUGCCCGUCUACUUGCCCGCCGUCUUGCCCGUCUACUUGCCCACCGUCUUGUCCGUCU
Fomitopsis serialis is the source of this 937-nucleotide messenger RNA. RefSeq lists its product as uncharacterized. Bases 100 to 633 code for a protein of 177 amino acids. The transcript has a single exon. The record is from RefSeq and is a predicted model, not a curated record. Lineage: Eukaryota; Fungi; Basidiomycota; Agaricomycetes; Polyporales; Fomitopsidaceae.